ACCAGGCAGCAGCGGCAGCGGCAUCCUCAGCAUGACGGGCAAAGCCGGGGACGCGCUGGCCCACGCCAGCCUCCCCGCCAAAGGCAAAGCCCCCGAGGAAGGGGCCCAGCCGCUCCCCCCGCCUCCUCCCCCUCCUCCCUCGUCCACCAACGCCGGGAGCCAAGCCGGGCCCAAGCCGCCCUCUUCGGGCCCCGCCGCGGCGCCCCGCUGCACGGGCUUCGGCAUCCAGGAGAUCCUGGGCUUGAACAAGGAGCCCUCGCCGCUGCCUCCCGCCCCUUCUCCGCAGCACCAGGCCGCCUUGCUGCCGCCCCAGUCCCGCGGCGCCUUGGACGCCUUGCCCGCGGGGCACCUGCUCUCGGCUCGCGCGGUGGGCGGCGUGGGCCUGGGCCUGCUCAGCGCCGCCGGGGGCCUCCCGGGCUUCUACGCCCAGCCCACCUUCCUCGAGGUCUUGGCCGACCCGCCGGGGGUCCACCUGCAGCCCUUGGGACGCGGGCCCGCCCCUCGCAUGGACGCCGGCCAGACCGCCAGCUCAGAUUCAGAAGAUGUCUCCUCCAGCGACCGGAAAAUGUCCAAAUCUUCCUUAAACCAGAGCAAGAAGCGGAAGAAGAGGCGGCACAGGACAAUCUUCACAUCCUAUCAACUGGAGGAACUGGAAAAAGCAUUCAAUGAGGCCCAUUAUCCUGAUGUGUAUGCAAGGGAGAUGCUGGCUAUGAAAACAGAACUUCCUGAAGAUAGGAUACAGGUUUGGUUCCAGAAUCGAAGGGCCAAAUGGCGGAAGAGGGAGAAAUGCUGGGGCAGAAGCAGUGUAAUGGCAGAAUAUGGGCUUUAUGGUGCAAUGGAAUGCACAAAAAAUCUCUGGAGGCAGCGGCUGAGGCGGGAAGGAAGCCAGAGGUGGAGCGCCAGGCCCUGCCCAAGCUUGACAAGAGUGACAAGGAAGAAAGGGGUCCAGACUCCAAAACCACCAUUUCCCAGGAGGAACUCAGAGAGAACAGCAUUGCUGCCCUCAGGGCCAAAGCUCAGGAGCAUAGCACCAAAGUCCUGGGGACCAUCCCUGCAGAUCCUCCUAAUCCAGCCAGGAAGCCAGAGAACGAAGAACCGGUUACCACAAUGGAGGACGAACGGCAAUUGGAAAAAUCAGAUUUAUCACAAGAGGAAGAGAAGCUGGUUUAGAAUGAGGAAGAUGGGAAAACAGCUGUCUCCUCAAAGACCGAUUCCUCUAGGAACUAUGCCUUCUCUCAGACUACCAAGGUCCCUCUUGCAGUCCCUUCACAGCUACGGGGAAGUCUCACUUGGUCUCUGUACAUUUCAGGAUGUCACAGGCUAAGACCAUGUUCUGCUGGGUAUGUCUAGAGACUGGUUGCCCCUCUAAAGUGCAUUGUUCCUGCAAUCCUUGUCCUCAGGAAUGCUGUGGCUCUACGGCCUUCCCUUGUUUUAAAUGGGGAGAGGGCAAGGGGGCUAUAUACGAUCACGAUCUUAGUCCAAGAGGAAAACACAGCUUGCUAGGACUUUUUCCUCAACACCAGCCACCACACCAAGGCCAUGUCUUUCCUCUCUUUCCCUAUCAUUCAGUCUCUGUUGCCCCAUUCUCAGAGUACCUUCUGUAAUCUCACUGUAUUUCAUGGUCAGAGUUAACUUCUUUCUCCUCUCUGUCAGGUUCUUAGCUUUCCCAGGGAAGAAUGACCCUUUUCAUAUUUAUACAUUAAUUUAUGUAAAUAUAUGCGUGUUUUAAACUGCUCGUUGCCUAGCAUUGAAGCUUGUUUAAAAAGAAAGUCAUUCCCUCUUCCUAACAUCAGGCCAAAUCUAAAACUGGCCAGGUGACAACCCUACCUCAUAGCGAGCCUCGCCUUCAUGGCAAUAUCAAAAUUGUUGAUGAAAGAGGCCCAGAUACCCUUUUAGUGCAAUGUGAAUUUCCCUUGCAGAAAAAAUUGCUCAUUUGUGCCAUCCAGAUUGUACUAUCCCAAAAUACUCACCUAUAUUGCUCAGGUAGCAUUGCUAUCCCCCACUCCACUUGACCAAUAUCACUUUAGAGAAAAAUCUCUUGAAACAAUGCGGUAUUCCAUUGUACUGAACUAAAUUUUCCAUGUUUCUUUCCUGAGAGAGCACUGAAGUUGGAAAGGAGUGCUUAAUUUCUGAAACAAAUGUGUCAAGGCACGUUGGAGGUUAUAUUGUCUGACAUUGGAGCUUUGCUCCUUCCUCCCAAAUUUGGACAUAUAGGAUCUGCGUGGUUUGUUGACACGUCAAGGGAAAUGCAUUGUCCAUGCACUAUGUAACUUAUCUUAUUCUAUGGGUUUAUACCCAGUAUUGAGUACCAGUUUGUGAACCUUGUCCCAGUUUAAGGCUGGGCUUGUGCUCUGUAAUCUUGUAAGUAACAUCAUGGUUCUCAAAUAGAAGUCAAGAAAUAGCCACGUUUUGAGGGUGGAACUGUGUUGGAACAGCAUUUGACUCUCAAAUGAAUGUGUGAACUGGUAUCAUAGUGAUGCCUCAUGCUUAAUAUUAUAUAGAAGUCUUCCCAAUGGAGUUUGAUCACUCAGUUAUUCAAAGGUACACAUUACUGGUAUUUGCUUGCAAAUGAUAAGGAUAGAUUGCAAAACAAUCUACAUAGGACAAGCUGUUUGUGUGCACUUCACCUAUCUCUAUCAUGUACAGUUAAAUAUUAGUUGAACAUCAGUAACAAAACUGUUCAAUGCCACUAAAAUGAAGUAAAGCACUUAUUUGAUACUCCAAAUCCAAAAACAACAACAACAAAGCUUCACAUAGCCAAUGGCUUUCAAAAACAUUAAUAUGAUACACUGUCAUAAAGAAAUUCACUCACUUCCAUAGUGACAUCCUCUUCUAUUCUUCUAUGAAGGCUCACAUAUCCUUUCCUAUUUUUAUUUGCAACAAAGAUCUUUUUACCUGAAGUUGCUGUUUAUUUCUUUAUGAUUAAAUCUCUCCUUCCCACAUAAUCCUUAUCUAUCCCCCCCCCCCCCCGUUAUUUGGUGUGUUAGAUUAUAGACCAUGGUAUGUAAAUAAUGUACAUAUGGUGAGAAAAGUUGGUAUUUGAGGUGUUUAAGAUACAAAAUUGUAACAAUUAGUCAUUUGAAACCUGUGAUUUUUUUGGUGCCAUUUUCUGUAAAGAUAAAUCAGAAUAAAACUGAACUAAAGAUUGGCAAA
Molecule: messenger RNA, 3153 nt
Organism: Anolis sagrei ordinatus
Lineage: Eukaryota; Metazoa; Chordata; Lepidosauria; Squamata; Anolidae
Source: RefSeq, a predicted model, not a curated record